Molecule: messenger RNA, 1479 nt
Organism: Canariomyces notabilis
Lineage: Eukaryota; Fungi; Ascomycota; Sordariomycetes; Sordariales; Chaetomiaceae
Exons: 2
Coding region: 1-1479 (492 amino acids)
Biological process (GO): nucleoside transmembrane transport
Cellular component (GO): fungal-type vacuole membrane
Molecular function (GO): nucleobase transmembrane transporter activity; nicotinamide riboside transmembrane transporter activity
Source: RefSeq, a predicted model, not a curated record
AUGGACCGCAUCAAGUCGCUUUUGGCGCCGGCCAAGGUCAGCUCGAACGAGUAUGAGCCACUUACGGACGGGGACUCCGGGGCACUUGAGGGCUCUAUUUUCGACGAAGGGCCGCCGUUCUCAUGGAUGGAAUACUCGAUCUUUGCCCUAAUCGGCGUUGCGAUGCUGUGGGCAUGGAACAUGUUCCUCGCUGCGGCGCCCUACUUCCAAACCCGAUUCCAGGACGACCCUUACAUCCUCGCUAACUCGCAGUCGGCGGUGCUUGCCGUCUUUACAAUCUGCAAUCUGCUGUCGAUGCUGGUGCUCACCAAUAUCCAGUCCUCCGCGAGCUACCCGUUCCGCAUCACCGCAGGCCUGCUCAUCAAUGCCGUCAUCUUCGCCCUCCUGACCGUCUCAACCUCUUACUUCCUCGACGUCUCGGCACCGGCAUACCUUGCUUUCCUUCUCCUCAUGGUCGGCCUGACGGCGUGCACAACGGGCAUGAUACAAAACGGCGCCUUUGCAUUCGCAGCCAGUUUCGGCCGGAGCGAGUACACCCAGGCCAUCAUGGCCGGACAGGGGGUUGCAGGCAUUUUGCCGCCGCUAGCACAAAUGGUCUCGUUCUUAGCCUUUGCCCCAUCCUCCCCGUCGUCCUCGGGACCCGACCGACCAGGCGGAGUGGCGGCAGCAGCAGUACAAACCCCAGCCGAAUCCGGCGCCGCCGCCUUUGUCUACUUCCUCACCGCCGUUCUCAUCUCGACGCUCACCGUGGUGGCCUUCAUACCCCUGUUAAGGCGGCACAGCCGCCUGCCGCUGCGUCGGGCGGAUGCCGAUGGCGAUGCCGAAGACGACGGCCUCUCACAGCCAAAUGGCCUCGAAGGUGCGGGGGCGGGGGCGGGGGCGGCGCGGAGUAGGACGACAACAGCAACAACAACGAGGCGUUUCGUCAGCAUGACGACGCUGCUGCGCAAGCUGCGGUGGGUGUCGGCGUCGGUGUUUGUGUGCUUCGCGCUCGCCAUGUUCUUCCCCGUCUUCACGGCCAAGAUCCUCUCGGUCAAUGAUGAUAACGGUGGCAGCGGCGGCGGCGGCGGCGGCAUUAGCCGGCUGUUUGCGCCGGGCGCCUUCAUCCCGCUGGGCUUCUUCUUCUGGAACCUUGGCGAUCUUGCCGGCCGCGUCGCCACCAUCCUGCCCUUUUCUCUCCGACACCGCCCCAAGGCCCUGUUUGCCUUUGGCCUGGCCAGGGUGCUGUUUCUGCCGUUGUACCUGCUGUGUAACCUCCACGGUGAGGGGGCCGUUGUGAAGAGCGAUCUGUUUUACUUGCUGGUGGUGCAGUUCCUGUUCGGAUUGACGAAUGGUUGGCUUGGGUCGAGCGCCAUGAUGGCGGCCGGGGAGUGGGUUGCUGACGACGAGAGGGAGGCCGCGGGCGGGUUUAUGAGUCUGUGUCUGGUUGCGGGGUUAGCGGCGGGUAGUUUGUUGAGUUUUACCGCUGCUGGUGUUUGA